CUGUGGGGAGAGGAUUCCGGCCCUGUUUGUCUGUGGAAGAUGGGAAUUGACUGGCCCUGGCUCUCCUGCCACGUGUCACCAUGGCAGUGUCUCUUGGCCCUUCAUCAGACUUGAGGGCACAACACAAACUCAUGCGAGAGAACCAGGAGCUUCAGCGGCAGCUGGCCCAGAGCAAGCAGGACUUCCGAGACCUCAGGGAGAAAUUCCUUGUAUCCGAAGCUACUGCCUACUCCCUGGCCAACCAGCUGCAGAAAUACCAGUGUGAAGGGCACAGAGACAUCAUUGAAUCCGUGCUGGGGGAGAAGCUAGAGUUUAAGGUGGUGAAGCUGGCAGAGAGGCUGGCAGAGGAUCCAGCGCUGGCCAAGAGGUUCCGGGAAUUGGAUGUCCUGAUUCACGCUCAGGCAAGAGAGCUGACCCAGUUACGGCAGAAGGUGAAGGAAGGGAGGGAUGACUGUGUCCUGCUCGUUCAGCACCUCACCGACCUCCUCACCCACAAAGACCUUGACAAGGACCAGGGGCAGGAAUUGCGAGAGCAGCUGACUGAGGGACACAGGCUGGCAGAGCACCUCGCCCGCAAGUUCAGCCCAGAGAGUGAUGAAGACGAGAAGGAGGACGACGACGAAGCAGCAGCACUCACCCCCAGCGUGGAAGUGCAGGAGGUUGCAAAGGAGGAGGUGCUACAGGAAUCCCAGGAUGAAUGCAUUUCGACCCCUUCAGUGGUCCAGGAAAGGUCUGACUGCACCCAGCCUUCGGGUGAUGGCACAUGUGCAUCUGAUGAGCCAAAAGUUGGCCCUGCUGCAGAUGGAGCCUGUGCUGGCUCCCACGCCAAAGAGGAUGACGUUCCAACCCCUCACCCAGCAGAAAAUCAGAAUGGUCAUGAGGAAGUGGAUGGACAAGAGCCACUGCCCCCCAGCGCGGAGUUGCAGGAGGUUGCAAAGGAGGAAGUGCUCCAGGCGUUCCCAGAUGAAGCUGUUUUGGCUCCUUGCAUUCAGCAGGAAGGUUCUGACUGCUACCCGCCUUGCAGUGAUGGAAAACUGGCAUUUGAUGAACAGAAAAAGGGGUCUGCUCUGGAUGGAGCCUGUGGUUGCUCUCCUGCUGCAGAGGGUGAAAUUCCAGCUGGUCCCCCAGAAAACCCACAUGAUCGUAAUGGGGUGAAAGAACCAGAGCCACCUGUCCCCAGGCCUCCGUCCCCCACCAGGCUCCGCGGGGAGCUGCCGCCGAUGGCAGAGUGUGGUGUCCCACUGAACUCACUGGAUGGAAGCGCUUGGUCUUGCCCAGGUCUUCCCGACCUGUCGGACUCCUUCUGGCCUUACAGGAGUGCUGCCACCCUCUCAUUUGAGAACAUGGAUGUCCCUGAUGCUCACGAUGCAACCAGUGACACCUGGGGGGAUUGUCACAAAGUGCCUUUGAGUUUUGGAAGGCCAGAGAUGCAAAGUUCACAAGCUCAGCUGCAGACAAGCACCCAGGUGGCCAAUGAUCUGCAGCUGCCCCUCAGCCAGCAUUUAGAUCGUGGUGAUGGCAAAGCCAGGCUCCGCCUUUCCUCCAACAUCCAGGGCUUUACUGCCAACACUGAUACUGGGAACCAAGGGCCACUCUUCCGAGAGCUGGGUCUGGAUGCUUCCAUCGGAAUGAAGACCCCUCCCAAGCUGGAGGGUGAGGGCUCAGCUGCCAGCAGGCAGGAGUGUCACGUGUGUCACCGCCUUCAUGCCUUAAGUUUCCUGAAAGAGAAGAUUAUCCAAAGAAAACUGCAGUUCAGCAAGUGGAGACUGGCCUGCAGAUUCCCUGGCCUCCUUGCUUAGGCUACCGAGGUAUCUGUUACUUCCAGAACGAAGAAGAGUUAUUGCCCAACCCC
This is a messenger RNA of Sus scrofa (pig), 1852 nucleotides long. The record is from RefSeq and is a predicted model, not a curated record. Lineage: Eukaryota; Metazoa; Chordata; Mammalia; Artiodactyla; Suidae.